This is a messenger RNA of Apis cerana (Asiatic honeybee), 2158 nucleotides long. RefSeq names its product Autophagy-related 4a (gene Atg4a). Gene Ontology annotation, molecular function: cysteine-type endopeptidase activity; protein-phosphatidylethanolamide deconjugating activity. Gene Ontology annotation, cellular component: cytoplasm. Gene Ontology annotation, biological process: protein processing; protein delipidation; piecemeal microautophagy of the nucleus. The record is from RefSeq and is a predicted model, not a curated record. NCBI's taxonomy places the organism in Eukaryota, Metazoa, Arthropoda, Insecta, Hymenoptera, Apidae.
UUAAAAUACAUAUUUUGCAAAGUGAAAUAAAAAGUUAGAUAUAUGGGAUUAAUAUGUGCUUAUUUGAAUACAAAAAGAAUAUUUCUCAUUUUAUUAUUUUUAAAACGAAAUAUUUUGAAUUAAAAUAACACAUAUUUUAUGUUACAUUAAUACCCGAUAUCAUAAUUUACAAGAAUUAAAACUAUUUUCGAUUAUAUUCGAAAUUUUUAUUAAUCAACUGGAUUGUUGAUAUGGCAUAAUUGACAUUUUUUUAAAGUUAAAUAACAUCAUCAUAUUAGUUAUUUACCAAAACAAUGAAAUUUACGCUCAAUGAGCAAUGACCAAUGCUCAUUUUGCCAAACUGAAGAAAAAAACUGUACUCUCCUUUAUGUAUGAUUGUAGAGUAACAAAGCAUUUCAUCUUUAUAAUAGAUUGAAGAGAAUUUUAAAUCACGUAGAUAGUAUUUAUAUAUAUUGUGAAAAUGGACAGUCUUUUCACACAAAAUAUUUCAGACGAACCAGAGGAUAUACCACAAACAGAUGAACCAGUUUGGGUUCUUGGAAAAAAAUAUAAUGCCAUAAGAGAACUCGACGCAAUUCGUAGGGAUAUAAGAUCCAAAUUAUGGUUUACUUAUCGAAAAAAUUUUGUACCUAUUGGUGGUUACAAUUCUACAUUUACAUCCGAUAAAGGUUGGGGUUGUAUGUUAAGGUGUGGUCAAAUGGUUCUUGGUCAAGCUUUAAUUAUAUUACAUUUAGGUAGAGAUUGGCAAUGGAGUUUGGAAACUAGAAAUAGUACGUAUCUAAAAAUUCUAGAACGUUUUGAAGACAAAAGAAAUGCUCCUUUUUCUAUUCAUCAAAUUGCAUUAAUGGGAGCAUCAGAAGGAAAAGAAGUUGGUCAAUGGUUUGGUCCUAAUACAGUAGCACAAGUAUUAAAAAAAUUAGUUGUGUUUGAUGAAUGGAGUUCAAUCACUAUACAUGUUGCUCUUGACAAUACAUUAAUAGUUAAUGAUAUUUUAAAACAAUGUAGAGUAGAAGGAGGUACAACAGUAGAAGCUGAUGGUGAUGCUCCAUUAAAAGCACCUAGCCAAUGGAAACCUUUAUUACUUUUAAUACCUCUUCGCCUUGGAUUAAGCGAGAUUAAUCCUAUCUACAUAAAUGGUCUUAAAACAUCAUUCAAAAUUCCACAAUCUCUAGGAGUAAUUGGAGGAAAACCCACUCAUGCAUUAUAUUUUAUAGGAUGUGUCGGAAAUGAAGUGAUUUAUUUAGAUCCUCAUACAACACAAAAAUCAGGUAGUGUUGCCAAAAAACUAGAAGAAGAAGAAAUUGAAAUGGAUGCUACCUAUCAUUGUAAAUUUUCUGGUCGUAUUCCUAUUAUAGAGAUAGAUCCUUCUGUAGCACUUUGUUUUUUUUGUGCAACUGAAAAAGACUUUAAAUCUUUAUGUAAAUUUAUUCAAGAAGAAUUAAUUACACCAGAAAAGCAACCUUUACUUGAAUUAUGUGCAGAGAGAUUAGCACAAUGGUCGGUUGAAGAUGUUGCUUCAGAAGCAAUUGCAGCUUCAAGUUAUUUACACUUAGUCGUUAAUGUAUAAUUAAUGACUAGAAUAUCUUUGGAAAAAAACAAAUUCAUUGUAUAUUACAUUAUUGAUUUUUUUUGGCCUCUGAUAUGCUAUAUUUACGAUCUUUUAAAUUAAUUACAACUACAGUAAUAUUGUCAGCAGAACCCCUAUAUAUAAAAAAAACAAAUAUACAAUAUAUAAAACGGUUAAAUUGAUAUUAAAUAAAAUUGUAAAAUUAAGUUAUAUAUUACCUGUAAUAACUUUGUAAUGUAAUACUUUUUGCACCAAAAUGUGGUUCAUUUAUGCGUUCCUUAAUAAACGCAACAGCCUCUUCAUUUGUAAAUGUAUCCCAUAAGCCAUCUGAUGCCAAGACAAUAAACAUUGGAUUAUGAUCACUAAGAUCAAAAGUUAAAAUAUCAGGAUCAGCAAUAACUAAUUUUUUAUCUUUUAAUGGAUAAUCUCCUAAAGCUCGAGAAGUUGCUAAUAUACCAGCAACUCUCCACACACCAUUGAAUGUCACUAAACCACCAGCUUUAUUUAUUCUUUUUCUUUCUCUUUCCUAGAAAUUAUUUUUAAAAAUGAAAUGUAUUUUAGUAAUAAAUGCGAUUUAUAUAAUUAAAACUA